Messenger RNA from Eremomyces bilateralis CBS 781.70, 1457 nucleotides. Its product is annotated as NAD(P)-binding protein. The transcript has 4 exons. NCBI's taxonomy places the organism in Eukaryota, Fungi, Ascomycota, Dothideomycetes, Eremomycetales, Eremomycetaceae. The record is from RefSeq and is a predicted model, not a curated record. Gene Ontology annotation, molecular function: oxidoreductase activity, acting on the CH-OH group of donors, NAD or NADP as acceptor. The coding region runs from base 333 to 1439 and encodes 368 amino acids.
ACCCAGUCUAUGCACAAACCAUCACCAAAAGUGAAAAGCCGGGCGCAUCAAAAGCCAUGCUUUUUGAUUUACGACGGUUUUGGAACGCACGAAACGCUCGAAAUUCUAGAGUAUUACUUUGAAAAUAAUAUCCGUCUAUAUUAUGCCACUUCCCCGCUAGGUGAGCGAGAUCAAGGCCUUUGCGGGGAUCUGCGGGGUUCGUGUUCACGGCGUCCACCUCGGCCAGAGUUCCUCUCUGAAUAUCAUGCUGCAUCCGAUGAGAACCACUGAUCUUUGGGCACCAUGUUCUGUCACAAUUGUGGCCGCAUUCUCUCCACGAAGUCCAUCACAAAAUGGCCUCCAAAGUCAUCACUGGCAUCAAAACCGCGGCUGAAGAGCCUCUCCUGACAGGCGCGCUUCUAUACGCGCUUACUCGAGGUCCGGACAAUGUUCGCGCACGCCUUUUAGCGCCUUUCCAGAACAAUGUCUUCGCAAAGAAUGGGGCAGCAAGAUUAGCUGCUUUUAUCACGGUACUGAAGAUCUUGACAGGUGUCAAUGUGCUGAAGCGGGUCAAUCGAGUUCUGAACAGCUUAGCUUGGAACAACUGGAGCCUUGGAAGAAGGCCUGGUGCCGCAUUCAAGUUCGGACCGAACAAGGAAGAGCUAGUGAUCAUCACGGGUGGAAGCUCAGGUUUUGGAUAUGAGAUGGUCAAGGCCUUCUCGAAGCUGGCUAGAGUUGUGGUGCUCGACAUACAAGAUUUCCCACUCGAGCUUGCCUCAUUGCCUGAUGUUCACUUUUACAAAUGCGACAUCACCGAUACGCCAAUAGUUGAAUCGCGGUGCAAAGAGAUUCGCGAAACGCAUGGAGAAGCGACCGUUCUAGUCAAUAAUGCUGGCAUAGGCAUUGGCAAGACUGUGCUCGAGACAAGUAAUUCCGAGUGCGAGAGGCUGUUCAAAGUAAACCUGAUCUCGCACUUCGUUCUUAUCCGCGAAUUCUUGCCAGGCAUGCUUAAGAAAAGAAAGGGUCAUAUCGUGACUAUUGCUUCCAUGGCCUCCUUUGUAGCGGCUCCUGGAUUGCUCGAUUACUGCUGCUCAAAGGUUGCAGCGCUAUAUGUAUCGGAAGGUAUACGGAACGAGUGCCUCUCGCGCUACGCUGGUGGUGAAGGCAUUUGCACCACAUCUGUUCAUCCUUCCUGGCAUGCGACUGCCAUCAUUAAGGGUGCGGAAAAGACAUUGAACAAAUACGGUAUCCAUCCAGAUCCUCCAAGUAAUGUGGGUGAUGUGGUCGUUGAGCAGGUCCUCAAAGGUCGAAGUGGGAGGCUUGUUGUUCCAAAAAGCGAGGAAGGUAAGACUGGGCUUCGCAACUGGCCGCGGUGGGUUCAGGAUCUUCUGUUUGGGAAUGUUUUUCGGAGCAAAGAUCGAUUUGAGUUUGGAAAAGAGGAUACGAAAUUGAUUGCUUAAUGUGAGAGGGCAUUUGCA